Molecule: messenger RNA, 1059 nt
Organism: Postia placenta MAD-698-R-SB12
Lineage: Eukaryota; Fungi; Basidiomycota; Agaricomycetes; Polyporales; Adustoporiaceae
Exons: 3
Coding region: 1-756 (251 amino acids)
Biological process (GO): protein transport to vacuole involved in ubiquitin-dependent protein catabolic process via the multivesicular body sorting pathway
Cellular component (GO): ESCRT II complex
Source: RefSeq, a predicted model, not a curated record
AUGCACCGCCUAGGCGGCGUCGGACUUGCUGCCUUUGAACGGCAGAAGCAGCACGAACGCUCCUUCGCCGAGCUCUCAACAGAGAUCUCGCAGGGCCAGGUCGACGUGCUCCACGCCCAGCUCGCCCAAUUCCGCAGCGCGCUCGCGCAUUACGCCUCCACGCAUCGUGACUCUAUCCGCAACGACCCGCAGUUCCGCCAUGCCUUCCAACGCAUGUGCACAUCCAUCGGCGUCGACCCACUCGCAGGGCCGCGCAAGGGUGGCUGGUGGGCGGAAAUGCUCAACCUCGGCGACUGGCAGUACGAGCUCGGCGUCCAGAUCGUCGACGUCUGCGUCAGCACGCGCGAGCGCAACGGCGGGCUCAUAGAGAUGAGCGAGCUCGUGCGUCUUGUGAGCAAGCUCAGGGGCGUCGGCGGCGGCGUCAUCACCGAGGACGACGUCGUGCGUAGCAUCAAGACGCUGAAGCCGCUCGGGGCGGGGUACGAGGUUAUCGAUGUCGACGGCGGGAAGAAGAUGGUACGCAGCAUACCCAAGGAGCUCGAUGCUGACCAGGCGGUGGUGCUGGCGAUUGCUCAGGAAGAGGGCGGGCGAGUCUCCGAAGAUCUGCUGGUCAGGCGAAGAGGAUGGACCCGCGAACGUGCACGCGCGGAGCUGGAGAACAUGCUACUGCGGGAUGGCAUGUGCUGGCUAGACGAGCAAGAUGAGGAGUGGGGCGUCGCCUACUGGGUUCCGUCCGCUAUGCGUUGGGAUGAGUGACGAUUUGCGUAGACGUCUCCGUUGACUGUGCCAUGUACUACAUCUUUCUGGGGCGACGCUGUUGUAUUCAAUACCAGUUUGCCGAAUGAACGUUCGGCAGCCCGUCGUCUGAAUCGACUCACGACUAGCUCAGUCGCAGUCGCAUCGCACACCGCGCGCUUCUCCGUGCGGCGACUCACAUUGAAGGAAGGAGAUCUUCAUGUAUAAAAUACAUCUCAUUCGAUGAAAAUUGAAUCAGGGAGACAUUCGUUGAAUACAGGGACGAUAGCCUACCACCCUAAGUGGCAGUGCGUUUUCGCUGAA